This is a messenger RNA of Phyllostomus discolor (pale spear-nosed bat), 2076 nucleotides long. RefSeq names its product DNA replication fork stabilization factor DONSON (gene DONSON). The transcript is spliced from 10 exons. NCBI's taxonomy places the organism in Eukaryota, Metazoa, Chordata, Mammalia, Chiroptera, Phyllostomidae. Gene Ontology annotation, cellular component: nucleus. The coding region runs from base 79 to 1770 and encodes 563 amino acids. The record is from RefSeq and is a predicted model, not a curated record. Gene Ontology annotation, biological process: nuclear DNA replication.
UGGCGGGGGCGGGGUCAGCGCGCGCGGGAAGCGGCUCUGAGGUUUUCUCCAGGGCCGCCGCCGCCGUCGCCUCGCGUCAUGGCGUUCUCGGUGCCCGGCUACUCGCCCAGUUUCAAAAAGCCGCCCGAGACCUUGCGGCUGCGACGGAAGAGGGUCCGGAGCUUUGGGGCCGACCUCUCUUCCGGGGAGCGACCGGAGCCGGAGCCCCGCCGCGCUGCCCUGGCGGCCGGGCUGCCUCUGCGCCCCUUCCCGGCGGCGGCGGCGGCGGGCAGAGGCGGCGGCGGCCCGGGCCCUGCCGGGAGGAACCCCUUCGCCCGCCUGGACAACCGGCCGCGGGCCGCCGCGGAGCCCCUCGACGUGCCGCCCCGCGGCCCGCAGCAGGCGCCGGGCCCGUUUUCAGAUUCUAAUCAAGAAAACGAUUUGCUCCGGGAAGAGAAAUUUCCUGAAGGAAUAGCGGUUGACGAAUUCAUCCAGACUUCCGGGGGAUCACUCUCCGAAUCUGACACCCCGCCCUCGGAGGGCACAGAGCUGCCUGCGGACUGGAGCAUUAAGACUCGACUCCUCUUCACCUCUUCCCAGCCCUUCGCCUGGGCGGACCACUUCAAAGCGCAGGAGGAGGCAGAAGGCCUCGCGCAGCACUGCCGCGGGGCAGGCGGGACCCUGCCCCGGAGCUUGCAGGAUCCCAAACUCUCCACCGAGCUGCGCUGUGCUUUCCAGCAGAGCCUCGUCUACUGGCUGCACCCCGCCUUUCCCUGGCUGACCCUGUUCCCUCGCAUUGGGGCUGACAGGAGAAUGUCGGGAAAGGCAAGCCCUUGGGCAGACGACGGAACCCUGCAGCGCGUGUUAAUGAACGACUGGUCUGUGAGCUUCACUUCUCUGUAUAACCUCCUGAAGGCGAGGCUCUGCCCCUACUUCUACGUGUGCACCUACCAGUUCACGGUGCUCUUCCGCGCGGCGGGGCUGGCGGGGAGCGGGGCGGCCACGGCGCUCAUGUCCCCCACCACCAGAGGAGUGCGAGAGGCCAUGAGAAAUGAAGGUAUUGAAUUUUCUCUGCCUUUGGUAAGAGAAAGGGGCCAUGAGACGAGAGCAUCUGGAACGAGCACGGGACACGGGGGGGAGCAAGCCGUGAGCGAUGAGGAUGAAGAAGAAAGUCUUUCCUGGCUGGAAGAGAUGGGUGUGCAAGAUAAAAUUAAAAAACCAGACAUACUGUCUAUCAAGCUGCGUAAAGAGAAGCAUGAAGUGCAGAUGGAUCACAGGCCUGAGUCUGUUGUGUUGGUGAAAGGAGCAAACACCUUCAUGUUGCUGAACUUUCUGAUCAACUGCAAGAGUUUAAUUGCUGCCUCGGGCCCACAGGCCGGACUUCCACCAACCCUCCUGUCCCCGAUCGCCUUCCGAGGUGCCACAAUGCAAAUGCUUAAGGCACGAAGUGUGAGUGUGAAGACACAAGCCAUUUCUGGAUACAGAGAUCAGUUCAGUUUGGAGAUCACAGGCCCCGUCAUGCCACACGCGCUCCACGCCGUGACCACGCUCCUCCGGUCCUCCCAGAGCGGCUCCUUCUCUGCGGGGCUGAGCACACACGAGCCGACCGCCGUGUUCAACAUCUGCCCGCCCUCGGACGGAGCCCCGGAGAAGGGGACGGUUCGUGAGGAGCUCGCCCGCUGUGGGCUGCACCCCGAGACUCUGGACCAGCUGAGCCAAGCACCGACACUGGGGAGGUCGGCCUUGCGGAGUGUGGAAAUGAGGGACUACUCGUGUAGUUGGAGGUCCUGACGCCAAAGUAAGCCUGACAGCAGUCGGUGAGGAAAAGGCCUUCUGGCAAGGAAGUCCACGAUUCUAGUACCUUUCGCUUUUAAACUUCAUUUUGGAAGUUGAAAGAAAGGAACAGAACUUGAAAAUACUCAAAAUGUUUACAAACAUUAACAUUUAUUACGUGCACUAAGGGGUAGGGUCAAAGGUUUCAAAUCAUUAUUUUUAAUUACUCAAGUAUGAAAAGCCCAUGGUUUUUAAAAACCUCAGAUAACUUAAAUGAAAACUCUAGAUCCUAUGGCCUAAUUAUAAACUGGAGAGAAGACUGAA